UUGUCUCUCUGUGCUUUCAGCACGUAGCGGAGGGAUCGCACGCUGUGGUCGGAGUUGCGUCGCGUGCCGUGCGCAGAAGAGAAGAGGAUCCGACGGCGACGCGCACAGACAGAGCCGAGAGAGUCGGGGGACAGUAGCGAGCGGGGCGCGGCCCGUGGAGGGGGAGGGCGAGACCAACCGGGCCCUCUCCCGUGGGGGAAGGAGAAACCGGCUCGGACCGAACCAUUCCAUCCCCCCCGCUCCGCCAAUCAACGGGGGGCGGGGGGCAGCGAGGACAGCGUAGGGCACGAGCCUCGCGGCCAAUCAGCGCGGGGGUCGCGAGACGCCCCGCUCCCCGCAACGGCCGCGAGACCCCCUCCCCGCCGUCAACGGAUUCCUGCCCUCUACGGCCGCUUUCUUAAAGGGACAGAGCAACGUGAGGCGUCAAGGGGGAUUUCUACCGGAAGAAAACAACCCCCUUCUUCUUCCCAGCGCCUGUCAAUGGAUUUAAAGGAAGCCCCGAGCUGGUAAAGGGGAGUUCGCUCCUGCCCCAUUGUGGAAAGUGGUUUCUUGUCGGAGGACUUUGACGCCAGGUUCUUAAAGGGGACGCUGGCUGGCUAAUGACGGAAGUGGCUGGUGAGAUUUAAACUCCGGGUUCUCCAAAGGGACGUGGCCCCCUGACACGAAUGCCAAGAAGCGGUUUCAGUCCGGUUUCUUAAAGGGGCAGUGACCCCCACCCCGCGGGAGGCAGAAGCCGUUCGACCCGGAUCCUGACCGGGGAGGCGGCUCCCCCCGAGCCAGGCGCGUCGGCUGCGGAGACUUGCCCCGGGGUCGUUAAAGGCGAGGCGCCUUCCUCGGCACGUCAACCAUUGCCAUUGCUGGCAGAAGGGGAAGCCGGAGCCUUCAAGGGGAAGUCCCCCCCUCCCCCCCGGCGUGUUGGGUUGCUGGAGGCAUUUAAAUCGGGACUCUCCAAGGGGAAGUGGCCCCAGGCCGGCUGCGCAAGCGGCUGACUGCGGUGGGGGUGGCCAGCCCACGCACCCCAGAAGCCACCCUCCCCCACGCUGCACUUGGUGCGGGGAGGGAUUUAAACCUAUUCUGAGGAGGGGCCCCCAACCCCGCAAGGGGGGGGGGAUGUGAGGCCUGAUUAAAGGGGAGGCCUCUGCGAGAAGCCGCCUCAGCCCUUUCCUCCCCUAUCCUUAAAGGGGAGGCCCCGCUGGUGAAGGGGAGGCCCCUGGAAAGAGGGUGGUAGCAUGGUUUGUUUCGGCAGCAAUUUAAUCUGAAUUAAAGGGGAGGUGCACCUCGGCCCGCCCCCCCAGGCUUGGAGUUUAUGUCAAGGGGCAUUAAACCUCUGUUCUUCGAAAGGCCUGCCUUAAAGGGGAAGACGCACAGAGCAGCCGCUGUGGCGUUCUGAAGGCAAGGCCCCCCAAAGCAGCUGCCGCAGGGAGUUCGUGUUGGGGGGCCCUAAAUCGGAUUUCAAAGGGGACGAUUGCCAGCGCGUGUCAAAAUCCACCUUAAAGGAGAGGACGAAGACACACUCCCUCUGCUUCCUGGGGGAGCACCUCCCGCCUCCAGUUCUCCACCGGUCAGCGCCCAGAGGAGAGAGCGAGGACCCAGUUCUGAACAGCUGCCAUGCAGCAGGCCGGAGAGGGGUGAAGGGCGUCGCAGGAAGAGGCUUGGCCAGGGGCAGCAUGGAAGCAGCGGCCGCUCCUGCCCCCUGCUGGAGCGGGGGAGGUGGCAGGGCCCGGAGGUUGCGGCGCUGCUCGCGGCGGGACCGCGAGAGCCGCCGGAGCCAACGUCGGGGGGGACGCCCGGGGGAGCCCACCCACCGGGGCGUCCUCUCCUCCUCCUCAGACUCAGAGAGCGAAGGUCCCGCCCCGCCAGCCCCUGUGGCACCCGGUAAGCCCCGGCGCCGGCCUUUGCGCCGGAGGACAAGACCAUCAGGCUCCUCCUGUAGCCAUGAGGAGGAGGAGGAGGAGGAAGAGGAUCUGAUUGACGGUUUCGCCAUUGCUAGUUUCAUCAGUCUGGAGGCACUGGAGAAGGACACAACAUUGAGGACCCCCGAGCGGCUGGAGCAUCGGCUGAAGCACUCGGGGAAGCGGAAGCGGGACGAGGGGAGUGGCUCAGAAGAGGAGGAGGGCCAUGAUGAGAGCUCAGAGAAGGGGUGUGGGCGGCAUGCGGGGGAGCGGGCGCUGAGGAGACGCAGCAAGAGGAGGAGGAAAGAGGCCUCCCUCCGCUCCUACUUGGAAACAGGAUACAUAUGCGACAUGGAGAGUGACCCAGGGGAGCAGGCCUCCAAUGAUGACCUGGAUCAAUCGUUCACUGUCUCAACCAACAAAGCCUCGGGCCCAGUUGGUGCAGUGAACGGGAGCUGUGCAGCCAAACUCUCUGUGAUCCCCAAGGUCUCAGGGCUGGAGCGGAGCCAGGAGCGGAGCCACGAGGCUGACGGGGACCCCCUGCUAGUGCCUUUCCUGCCCAAGGACCCCCUUUCUCAGGCAGCCCCAGCCCUCCCUGUGGCCCCAGCCCGGGCUCCUACUCCUCCAGCCCCGCCACCCUCCCGGACACCCAACCCGGCUGCUGCCCGCACCACGCCCCAGCCCCGGGGUCAGCUGUCGGCGCCACAGGGGGGCCCAGCACCCCACAGCCUGCCCCAGCCCACUGUGCAUGGGAAGGGAGCGCCCUUCGCCAGCCCCACGCCGCCGGGGCCCUAUGGAGCAGGGCUGGACCUCAGCAUCGCCGGGUGCAGCCGGAGCAGCGCACACGCCAAGCCCCUGCUGCCCCCGUGCUCCUCCUCCUCGCAGCUUCCUCCCCGCCCCUCCACCCCCUCGCUGGCCCUGCCCCCCCACGCCUUCCCUUCCACCCUGCGGCCCCCCACCCACCAUCACCCACCCCUCUUUCCCCCUUCUCCGGGCCUGCCCCCACCCCCCCCUCUGCUCCAGGUCGCUGGGCACCCGGCCGCAGCCGCAGCCUUAUCCGAACAAGAGCUGAUCCGGCAGGGCCUGAGCUCACGGUUCCUGACAGCGCAGGGCGGGGCCGACAUGGGGGCAGCCGCCAUCCGCCCGCUGGCCUUCCAGUUCCACCAGCACAACCACCAGCACCAGCAUACCCACCAGCAUACGCACCAGCACUUCACCCCCUUCCCACCGGGCAUGGUGCCCGGGCCCGCCCCCGCCAUGUUUGAGAAAUACCCAGGCAAGAUUGAUGGGCUUCUGAGGCAUAACUUCUAUGCCACGUUCCCUCCCACCGUGUCUGGGAUCCCACCUGUCCUGCCCCCUGCUGUUUCCUUUGGCUCCCUGCAGGGGGCUUUUCAGCCUAAGAGCACUAACCCAGAGCUGCCAUCGCGGCUGGGAGCUGUCGCCCCCUCUUUAUCCCAGAAAGGGGGUCAGCUCACGGACCCUUUCAGACCCUCCCUGAGGAAGCCUGGCAAAUGGUGCUCCAUGCACGUCCGCGUGGCCUACAUGAUCCUGCGGCACCAGGAGAGGAUGAAGCUGAUGCAGGGUGAUCCCCACAAGCUGGAUUUCCGGAACGACCUGAUCACCUGCCUUCCUGGCACAGGGACCUUUGGAAGUCUGGCUCAUGGCCAGGAGCUCACGCGCCCCGCCACGCUCUUUACCCCCGCAGGGGCUGUCCAUCCAAGCUCUGGUGCCUCCUUUGGGCCCCCCAGCGCGCCACACAGCUCUUUCCUGGGCCCCAGCACACACCUUGAUCCUUUCAGCCGCCCCACCAGCUUCGCCGCGCUGGGGGCGCUCUCCAACGGGGCCUUCGGGGGCCUGGGGAACCCCGCCUUCAACUCCAGCUCCAUGUUUGGGCAGAAGGACAGCCCUGGGGCUCAGGCCUAUGGCAGCCCCCACGACCCAUGGAACCGGCUGCACCGCACGCCCCCCUCCUUCCCCACUGCCCCCGCCUGGCCCAAAGGGGGUGCUGGUGAUGCAGCUGAGCGUGGACCGGCCCAGCACGAGAAGGAGCCGGACAAGCGGGAGGUGCCUGCCAUAAAGGACGAGAAGGACAGGGACACCCUUUUCUCCAGGCCGCCCCCUCGUGCUUCGCCAGUGCCCCUCCCCACUAAGCACCCUGCAUCCCUGGGGCUGGAAGACGGCCCCAUGCGAGCACACAGUGAGCCAGGCCGGGAGCAGCGUUACGGCAGCCCAGUGGGGGGCCGGGCUUCACGCUCACCCUACCCUGACCCUGCCCUCAAGAAGGAGGUGAAGGUGAAGGAGGAGCCGGAGCUGGGUGUCCUAGAGGGGGCACUACGGGCGGGCGGGCCCUUUCCCGGGGCUCUGCAUGUCUCCCACCCGCUGGCGCUGGCUGUCUUCGAGCGGCCGCAGGGCUCCCCGUAUCUGGUGGCUGGGCCAGCCCCUGGUGCCCCCUAUGCUGCCCUGGAGGCCUGGCGGGAGCCCUACGCCCUGCCCCGCUAUCUAGAGCGCGAGCUGCCCGAGGACUACGAGCGCGCACGGCUCUAUGGGCUGGGCCCGCACCCCCCGGGGCUGCUGGCCUACCCCCGGCAUGCCACGCUGCUGGCCAAGGCCCCACCCCCAGAGGGGUUGCUUGGCGCCCCUCCGCCCCUCAUCCCUGCCGUGCCCGGCGCCCGGCCCAGCUCCCCCCGCCGUGCCCCGGACCUCCGUGAGCUCACCACCGCCUACAAGGACCGGGACUCCAGAUAAUGAUGCCUGUAGGUCCCAGGCCCUGGCAUCAGAGAUGGCAUAACCUCCCCACAUGGGGCUGGCUAGGAUCCCCCCCACCCUGCCAUUAGGGGCAGAAUUCUCCCCUGCCCACCCCAGCAUCAGGGGCAGCAUGUCCUCCCCACGCCAGGCCAGUCAGCAUCCCUCCCACCUAGCAUCAGCACUGGUAUCCACUCCCCCCAACGUGGCAUCAGGUGCAGGAUCCCUGCCCCCAUCCCUUGGACUGGCCAGGAUCAAGGGCGAGAGCGCUGAGGAAACUGCCCCCCUCCUGGCUGCUACAUACGGUCAGAAGGGAUGGGAGGCAGGACAGUGGAGUUCAGGGUGUGGCUGUGCCUCCCCAUCUCCCCCUGGCCUGGCUGGGUCCAGGCGAGGGAGGGUUGGCAUUGCGUGCCCCACGUUGUCCCAUGGAGAGGGCUUGGGGGAGGAAGACCAGCUGUCGGGGUGUUCUCUACUGGACUGGUGGGGUUUAGAUCUGGGUUGUUGGGAUCAUCCCAGGGCGGGUGGGGGUUAGAGGUGUGGGUUAAAGGGCGAUUUCCCCAAGCUCAUGGGGUUUCAGGGCAGGAGUCGGGCUUCAGGUCCCCCAAAUCUCCCCGUAAGUGGGGAUUUUGGGGGGGUGUCUUGCUUUGCUCCCCUGUGGACUGGGGGGAGGGGGCAGGAGUGGAGCUGGGCCCCCCAGCCUAGUGUAAAUAGGUCCCUGCUACCCUCAGGUGAGCUGGGUUUUGUACAUUUAUACCAGGUUUGAGGUGGUGAUUUUAAAGGAUCCCCCCCGCCCCUCUUCUCUCCCCUCAUUUUUAAUGUACCGCGCUUUUUUCUAUUUCUGUAUUGACGUUGUGACGCUCCCCUCCCUCUCCCAACUGGACCUGAUCGGAAAGGGAUAACACGGCUGCAGGGGAAGGGUAGUGGAGACCCCCGCCCCUUGCAUUGGACACUGCCGGUUCCUCCCCUUCCUCUCCCCCCCUGUUUAAUUAAACCCCAGAUUGGUGCUUCUGGA
This is a messenger RNA of Caretta caretta (loggerhead turtle), 5646 nucleotides long. It is a transcript of the gene FBRS, whose product is annotated as fibrosin. The record is from RefSeq and is a predicted model, not a curated record. Lineage: Eukaryota; Metazoa; Chordata; Testudines; Cheloniidae.